Messenger RNA from Plectropomus leopardus (leopard coralgrouper), 5998 nucleotides. RefSeq names its product ALF transcription elongation factor 1 (gene aff1). Gene Ontology annotation, cellular component: nucleus; super elongation complex. The record is from RefSeq and is a predicted model, not a curated record. Gene Ontology annotation, biological process: regulation of gene expression. NCBI's taxonomy places the organism in Eukaryota, Metazoa, Chordata, Actinopteri, Perciformes, Serranidae.
GCGAGAGUGGACCCAAACACAGACGGUUAGCAGACAACUAUCAAACAACGUCGGCCUGACAGCCAUCUAAAUUAACUAAUUAUCUUCAGCGACAACGAAAAAAUGUGACCAAGCGGGAAGGACACCUUGUUGGGGGACUGUCAGAAACACAUGACAACCAACUUUGGUUGUUGUGAGAGGCGCACCAUGGCAUCUCAGCCGAGUGUAUACAAUGAAGAAAGGAACCGCCUUCGCCUCCGUGCAUGGGAACAGAGGAACCAAGAAACAAGCGAAUCCCAAGAACUCAAUCCUGACAACGUUCCACUCUUUGGGGAACCAUACAAGAUAAACAAAGGGGAUGAGCUUUCCAAUCGAAUCCAGAGGAUGCUGGGCAGUUACGAAGAUGUGAAUAAUCCGUAUCCCUUUGCCAUUGAGCCUUUACCCAUUCCUUCUUGUGUAACCUUCUCUCAGUCAGAUCAGGGUCAGCCAAACACAGAUAAACCAACCAAACCUCCAUUCCACAACCCGGUCCAUAACAUGUCCAACCAAAGUCAGAAAGCUCCCCCCCUGAACGGUCUCUCCUCUCAGCCCCUGAGGAUGUCCACUAUGUCUUCUUCUCCUAACCACCAUGGACAUUUGUCCACUUUCUCAAAUGCGUCUUUGAAGAACAGUCAGCUAAGCCAGUCAGCAAAGACGAGUGAAGCCCACUCAGAUCUCAGGGAGCAUGACAGCCUUCCCCAGGAAAUCUCUUCUCAGUCUCCUGAUGCCAAGCCGCCACCCUUCCCACAUUCCAGUGACCAUGAUAACACUGACAUGGACACUAAGGACACCUUGGAUAGACAUCAGCUUCAAGCGUCCACAGAUCACCCCACUGAGUCUGCCGGCAUUACGGAUGUUUCCAUAGUUAACCUAAAACAGUCCCCCAAAGAUGUACCUCCGUCUCAAGCCAACAAGGGCAAUGCACUACCUUCCCAGACCUUCCCCUCACUCCCGACGUCAAAGCAGCCCAGUGUAGUCAUGACCCAGAAGCCAACAGCGUAUGUGCGGCCCAUGGAUGGUCAGGACCAGGUGGUCAAUGAGUCACCUGAGCUGAAGCCUUCACCAGAGCCGUAUGCACCUCUACCAGAGAUAAUCAACAAAUCUGAGCUGGGCAAAACAAAGAUACUGCCACAAUUUUUGGAGAUGAGGACAAGUGAAGUUCAGUGUGUUGAGGACAUCCUGAGGGAAAUGACCCGUUCAUGCCCCCCUCUUCUGACAGCUAUACGCACACCGAGCACAGAUGAACCACCCAAGUCCCCAUUUUUGGCCAAGGAAGCAGAGCAUGUCUCCUCAUGUCCAGGACAAAAAAACUAUGAGUCAUCUCCUGCAGAUCCAUCCCAGCUCAUACAGCAGAGCUCCUCAUCUUCAUUUGAAGCAGCGCAUUCCAGAGGGGUAGAGUCUGCCAGCUCCAGCGACUCAGAGAGUAGCUCAAGAUCAGGGUCGGACAGUGAAAGCACCAUUGAGGAGCCACUUCAGCCUCCACGGAGCAACUCUGUUAAAACUGAGUGUGAUGCUCCAGCAGUGGCCCAUAGUGAUUGGCAGUUGGGAAACUGGAUUCGGUCCAGCCAGCAGAACUCCAGCACUGAGAGUCAGAGCGGCGUUCAUGCCUCUGAGAGCCCUACUCACAAACAGCCACCGCCCAGUCAAAGCUCCAAGCUCUCACUCAGUGUAGAGGUGGCCGACUCCACCAGGGAAUCGAAACCUCAACUUUCUUCCCACAGGAAGAAGUUCACUGAUAGGCUUACAAAGCCCCAGCAGCACAGCGAAAGCCCCCACGACAACUAUAACCAUCAAAGUAACCAAGAAUCUAUCUCUGCAGAUUUAAACAGCUGCAGCAGCUCCAAGAAACUUUCAUGCAGCACGCACUCCUCAAAACCAGCGAAGGCAAACUACCCAGAUCGCACGGAAGCAGCUGUCAGCGUGAAGUGUGAGGAGGUCAAAGACCCCUGUUUUACAGAUAGACCCAAGGUAAAGACGAAAACAGGACGUAGCCAGAAGAGCAAGGACAGCAGGGACACUAAAAGGGACACUAAAAGGAUUUCUAAACACACUACACUUGACAAGCGGAAGGCCAGAUUGGAGCCUAAAGUCACAGUGGUCCUGUGUGAUCGUUGUCCAUCGUGUGGCGUGCGAUCUCCUAACCUCUGUUCCUGCCACACCCAAAGUUCUGCUCAGCCUGCUCAGCCUGACCAGCUGUCUCCUGCCCCACCGCUCAGGAUCAGUCGUACCGAACCAAAGUUAGAGACCAUCUGCCAGAAGGGCAAAAAGAUUCCUCACAAAACAAUCCACAAGCACUCAGAGAAGACUGGGCGGGCAGGCAAGAGUUCUUGGGACCACCACAGUCCUUGUAGAUCCCUGCUGGUGAAGAUUGAUCUAAGCUUGCUCUCAAGAGUCCCCCGGACCUCCGGCAAACAACAGGCGAUAGCCAGCAGUGCAAAAAGACAAGCGCUGGUCACAGAGCAAGAUAGAGGGGGCAGUGAUGCAUCUACAGCACACAAACUCACCAAAACCAGCAAAAAAAAGAGUAUAUCUCAAAAUGCUGAGGUAGAUAAUACAGCUCUUCCAAGGAAGAAACAAAGGCUGGAAAACAAGUAUACCUCAUCAACUCUUGCAUCUGUCAAACUGGAAUGUUCCAGCAAUUCAAUAGAGGAGCGUGAGAAAAUGAAGGCCAAGAAAAAUCCUGAUCAUCUACAGCAUCCUUUGACAUCCAAAGAUGCUGUUAAAGGCUCAAAGGUGCACAAACACAGUUCUGGGGAGACCCAGGAGUCCAGCAAGGAGGCUGUAAAGUCCAAAGACACCCGCAAGCACAAGAGUAGCAAUGGAAAACACACAGAGCACCCACACUUUGUAAAGAAGCCCCGCAAGAGUGGCCUCGCUGUCACAUCAUCUUCACAGCCCACCAGGGAAGCUUUGAGCAAAAGGCCAUUGCUCAGAUUUGAGGACAGGCAGUACCCUGUGAAGCAUUACAUAAAGGAGGCCAAAAAGCUGAAGCACAAAGCAGAUGCAGAAUCAGAUAAGCUCAGUAAAGCUUUCAGUUACCUGGAUGCAGCCAUGUACUUUGUUGAAAGCGGCAUUGCGAUGGAAAAAGAUCCACAGAUUUCAAUGUCAUCCUACACUAUGUUUGCAGAGACAGUGGAACUGCUCAAGUUUGUACUGAAACUCAAAAACUCAGUGGAUGCCUCUGCUACACCCUCAGAAAAGGACUUUUUAACCUUAUGUUUGAAGUGCCAGUCUCUCCUGCAGAUGGCCAUGUUUUGCCAAAAACACAAAACAGCGCUCAAGUAUUCAAAGACCCUCACUGAUCACUUCAGUAGCUCAAACCACGAUCCCUCAGGAGUAACAUCAAAAGUCACAGUCACUCCGUCCUACAGGCCCAACAUGCCGUCUCCAUUCAGCUCAAACAGCAGCUCAGGCGCCGGCUCCAGCCACAGGGGCGGCGGGUUGGUCGUGGACCCUGUUGGUGGCAUCGUGGCAGUUCCCCAGUCCAUUGGACAAGUGGCAGUCACAUACAUCAGCAUUACUACGUUAUUCUUGAGCGCUCAUGACAUCUGGGAGCAGGCGGAGGAUCUGGCACAAAAAGGCAGCGGUCUGCUGACAGAACUGGACGCAGUAAUGGGCCCAUUGAGUCUAACGUCGAGCAUGAGCUCUAUGGUCCGUUAUACAAGACAAGGCGUCCACUGGCUGAGGCUGGACAGCCAAAAGGUAAAAUGACCCAACGACCUGCUCCCGUCACUGAACACCUGCGAGACACCUUGGCCUUUACUUCACCUCUGCGUGUUUAACUCUGAUACUGACCUGGACUGUCGCUCAGUGCGAGUUUGCAUCACAUCACAUGGACGUUAAUGAGGUAGACAAAGAUCUCAUGUGACAAGUGUCCCUAAGGACAACACACUGAUUAUUGCACUUGCUUUUUUUUUUUUUUCCCCUCUCUCUCUCUUUCUCUGGCAGUUUUUAUGAACACGAGUUAGUUCUGCUGUACUGGACAUAUGUCUUUGUUACCUUCCUUUUCCUCUAUCGGCUGAUAUCAUGGAAUCGUUAGUGAAAUCAGGGAUGUUUAUGCAGGAGUGACCUUAAUUGAAUUGUGCCAUUUGGUGGCUUUAUAAGCGUCCCCAGCCUUAUCAUGUGGUUGUGGUUCAGGUUCAGACUCAGAUCUUAUUUAUAAUCACAACUUUUGUUAUUAAUGUUACUAUAAGGCACGAAAAUCAUUACUCAAAUGUAUCAGGAUUUUUUUUUUCUCUGAAAAAAGAGAGGAAGUACCUUUGUUUCAAUCUGAGAAGAUGGGAUUUGAUUUGGAUUCAGGGAUUUUGUAAAAAAAAAAAAAAAAAAAAAUUAAAAAAAUAAAUAAAUUCUGCAUUUUGUUUCUCCCACCAAUCAGUGAGCAGGAUCAGCCGCGAGAAUUCAGGCGUGGGUGACGUCAUUUCUUAUCACAUUUGUACAGGGUGUAGAAGUUAAAUGUGGGGAAAUUGUUGCACCCAAUGAUUAGAUUAAAUCAGGAUUUAGUUUAUUUUUUAGCUAAUCCCUCGUUGGCAUCUAUGUUUUCAGUUUUCCUCGUGAGUGUCGUCAGAUUCCCACAGCUCUGAUUAGAGUGAAUCGCACCUCUUGUGCAAUAAUAAGUGCAGUUAUAGGAAUAAAUGAAAUGUGCCAUACCAUAAAAUUAUCCUCCUGACAAAAUACAUGUUGAAUGAAGGUAGAAUCGUGUAUAGAUUAUGGUGCUGUGCCUAUGACAAAGAUAUAUCUGGACAUGAAUAACGAGAGUAAGUUUCACGAUGUCACCUUCCAGAACAUUUUCAGCCUAAAAGCUGUUCGGUCUUUAUGAAUGAAGAAAUCUGCGUUUAUCGGGUGUAAGUGUAGCAUUGGUGGAAUUUCAAGGCAUAAACAUUACUUGGUUUGCAUCUUGACUGUCUGUGUCGUCAUAAAUUCUGAAUAGUAGUGUCUCGAACCUGAGGGACUUAAAUCUCUGAUGGUUUUGUUGGUGCGAUUGUUGACGGCUGCAGCUCCGGGUCUAGUUUGUCAGACUAGAUUUUACUGUCGUCCUGGUAAAAGAAAUUGCACUUGUGCCCUCCUCCUCCUCACUGAACGUCAUAGUACAGAAAACAUCUUCACCUGCCUGCAAGAACAAAAUAAAGGGGGAUUACGUUUACAUCUUUGACUUUCCUUAGACAUAGUGGUGGACGUAGUGGUUAGCAUUGGCCGUGAUUGUCAGUUUGAGUUUAAGAAUAGUGGGACGACCACAGACAUGAAACUACAGUAGUGUUCCCUUUUAUUUGUUUUUGUACCAGUAAGCUGCCUUCCUCUGUUUCCCACACUUUUCUUGAGUAGCAAAUGUUGAGUUGCGCUAUGUUUUACUAAAAUCUGUGGGAGAAGAAUGAAUAGCCAAAACUAUAUCUUAUAAAAGAAAGCACUUUGUUGAGUAUUGUAGUUGAUUUCAGCACGUUAUCGGAUAAAGGAACGCCACGUUCCCGAGACCGGCAGGACUGUGCUCGUCUUUACAAGUUUAUUGUAACAUUGAUUCAAAGCAAUAAAGUGAGCUCAAGUUUUUUUAGUGAGGUGUUGAUGUAGUUAGCGGGUAAAAAAAAAAAGAAAAAAACAUUACUUAAGAUAAGUGUGUUUCUUGAAAUAAGCACCAAGGGGUUUUGAAAUGUAGUGCUUGUUCAUUCAGUUGGUGUCUGCAGUAACAUGAUAAAAGGGCUGGACGAGGUUCACGGAUUGUCCCUGAAUUUAUUUUCUCACAUGAAUGACUAAAUUAUAUUUUUUUUAAGUAAUGAGUGAGUACACUGGGAUUUUUUUAUGUACCGACCAUCAGCUCUAGAAAUUAUCUUUAGAGAUUCUUUUUUUUUUUUUACCGCAGAUGUCUACACUGCACAUGGCGACAUUUUGGCAUUCAUAAAUAGUGCAACUUCAAUGGUUUUCUUGUCUUUUCCAUCUUUGAAUUGUUGGUGCUUCAUUUAUGGAUUACUCAAUCAGUUUACACUUCCUGUCC